Molecule: messenger RNA, 390 nt
Organism: Torulaspora globosa
Lineage: Eukaryota; Fungi; Ascomycota; Saccharomycetes; Saccharomycetales; Saccharomycetaceae
Gene: GON7
Product: chromatin DNA-binding EKC/KEOPS complex subunit GON7
Exons: 1
Coding region: 1-390 (129 amino acids)
Source: RefSeq, a predicted model, not a curated record
AUGCUGUUACCAACUGCUAAAUAUUGCGGAUCCGACGCUGAAACGGUAAAGUUCGAGGUUAAUCCGGCUGAUGCCCGUUACCAGACGACCGACGGCAGAACCACCGGUGCCAGCCCAUAUGUGCUGAACGCGGGGCAAGUGGAUAGAGACAGGCCUUCAGAGCCCAGGAGAGACGCCAACGGCAAGAUCACCGCCUUGGGAGAGCUCAGGACCAGACUCACCGGGCUGCAAGACGAUAUCAAUGAAUUCCUGACCCAGCGGAUGGAAUUGGCCAAAGGGAAGAAGCCAAAACUACAAGGUAAUCAGGCCAAACAGGAAGAACGAAUUGAGAACGAGAUCAAGGAGCUUCUGGACGGUGGAGAUGGCGAAGAUGAUGCUGAUGGCUUAUAG